AUGCAGAGCACCCCAAACUACCUCUGGAGCACCGAGGACCUCCUGGGCCAGGGUGCCACAGCGUCAGUCUACAAGGCUCGCAACAAGAAAUCUGGGGAGCUGGUUGCUGUGAAGGUUUUUAACAAUGCCAGCUACCUCCGGCCCCAGGAGGUCCAGAUGAGAGAGUUUGAGAUGCUGAGGAAGCUGAACCACAAAAACAUUGUCAAACUCUUUGCUGUGGAGGAGACAGGCAGCAGCAAGCAGAAGGUGCUGGUGAUGGAGUACUGCUCCAGUGGCAGCUUGCUGAGUGUGCUGGAAGACCCAGUGAAUGCCUUUGGCCUGGCUGAGUCUGAGUUCCUCAUCGUGCUGCAGUGUGUGGUGGCAGGGAUGAACCACCUGCGUGAGAACGGCGUGGUGCACAGGGACAUCAAGCCUGGGAACAUCAUGCGGCUGGUGGGGGACGAUGGGCAGAGCGUCUACAAGCUGACGGACUUCGGGGCUGCCCGAGAGCUGGAGGAUGAUGAGAAGUUUGUGUCUGUCUAUGGCACAGAGGAGUAUCUUCACCCUGACCUGUACGAGCGAGCGGUCCUGCGCCAGCCCCAGCAGAAGACCUACGGCGUCACCGUGGACCUCUGGAGCAUUGGUGUCACCUUCUACCACGCUGCCACUGGCAGCCUGCCCUUCCUCCCCUUCGGGGGACCUCGCAGGAACAAGGAGAUCAUGUAUAAAAUCAUCACCAAGAAGCCUCCCGGAGCCAUCGCAGGGGUGCAGAGGCAGGAGAAUGGCAGCAUCGAGUGGAGCUAUGAGCUGCCCAUCACCUGCAGGCUCUCCACGGGGCUGAAGGACCAGCUGAUACCCAUUUUGGCUAACAUCCUGGAGGCAGAUCAGGAGAAGUGCUGGGGGUUCGACCAGUUCUUUGCAGGCACCAACGACAUUCUGCACAGGGUGGUGGUCAAUGUCUUCUCCCUGCAGCAGGCUUCCUUCCAUCACAUCUACAUCCACUCCUACAACACUACCACCAAGUUUUUAGACGCUGUCUUCAAACAAACAAAUAUAGCCCCACACCAGCAAGAGUAUUUUUUUGAAGGUCAUCUGUAUGAGCUGGAUCCGAAUCUCCAAGCUCAUCAUUUCUGCAAAACCACAGAGCACAACCCUCUGACCCUUCUGAGCACUGCUGAGCAACCAGAGGAUGUGGUAGGAGUGAGAUACAGAGACCCGGCUCUUGAAUUCCCAAAGUUCGUCCCCAAGGUGGACGUGGUGGCCGACUGCAGCGCAGCCAAGAGCAUGGUGGGUGCCCUGCACCAGACGCUGCGCAUCGCCCAAGCCCUGCGGCGCUGCCGGGAGCUGCUGGCCAGAGGUCUGCACUGGGUGAUUGGGAACCUGAAAACAGAGUGUUCAAGGAUUUUGGAGCAGAGGAGAGGAGCUCAUUCGGUGCUCACCUGCCUGCAGCUCACUGAGGUGAAGACCUAUGUGCUGUACGAGGCUGCUCCUGCAGGCAGUGGGGUGCCAGCUCUGAAGGACAUGGCCACGGUGAAGACCAGGCUGCAGAGGGUUGCUGAGGAGCUCUCUCAGUGCUCCCACAACAUCUUUGACUUCCAGGGGGCCUUGGACAGCAUUUUGUCUGAGCUGGUGAAGCACAGGCGCCAAGUGCAUGAAGACAAGAGCAUCCGGCAGAUGGAGUGCUGCCUGGAGAAGGUGCAGCUGAUCUACAAGCAGUUCAAGAAGGCCAGGAGCUGCCUGAGGUUGGGCUACAACGAGGAACAAAUCCACAAGCUGGAUAAGCUGAAUUUAGGGCACCUGGCCAGGAAGGUUCUGUUGAUUUUCCAGGAUGAUUGUGUCCAGCAGUACCAGGAGGCCCUGGCUCUUCAUGGCAGCAGGAUGAGGAAAGUUUGUGAGAUAAAGAAGCAUCUGAAGAGGCUCAGCAACCGCAUCAGUGCCUGCAGUGUGGAGACCAUGGAGUGCCAGGAGUGCCUGCAGAGUGCUCUGGACAGGUUUCUCCAGACAGAGAAGCAGAGUUUGGCCUCAGUUCCUCCUGCACCUCCCCCCCUCCAGCCACACCAGGAGAUGGUUUUUCGGAUGCAGGAGCUGCUGGAGCAGAUGAAGUCAGUGAGCUGUGAUCUGCAGCUGAACAACAGCAUCAUUGAGAGGUUGAGUGGAGCUGCCCCAACUCCUGGGAUUUGA
Molecule: messenger RNA, 2160 nt
Organism: Indicator indicator
Lineage: Eukaryota; Metazoa; Chordata; Aves; Piciformes; Indicatoridae
Gene: IKBKE
Product: inhibitor of nuclear factor kappa B kinase subunit epsilon
Exons: 20
Coding region: 1-2160 (719 amino acids)
Biological process (GO): peptidyl-serine phosphorylation
Cellular component (GO): cytoplasm
Molecular function (GO): protein serine/threonine kinase activity; ATP binding
Source: RefSeq, a predicted model, not a curated record